GAAGUGAGCUACUGCCAAGGGAUGAGCCAGAUUGCAGCCAUCCUCCUGAUGUACUUAAACGAAGAGGAUGCAUUUUGGGCACUGGCACAGCUGCUGACCAACCAGCGGCACGCCAUGCACGGUUUUUUCAUUCCUGGAUUCCCGAAGCUGCAGAGAUUUCAAGCUCACCACGAGCAGAUUUUAAGCAAACUGUUUCCCAAACUGAAGAAGCACAUGGACAAGGAGCAGAUGACUACAGGGAUUUACACGACCAAGUGGUUCCUGCAGUGUUUCAUUGACCGGACCCCCUUCACUCUCACCUUGCGGCUUUGGGAUAUCUACAUCCUGGAAGGAGAGCGGGUGCUGACAGCCAUGGCUUACACCAUCCUCAAACUGCACAAAAAGCGCUUGCUGAAGAUGACGCUGGAAGAUUUACGGGAAUUUCUACAGGAGAAAAUUGCUGCUUCACUGCAGUAUGAGGAUGAUGCCGUCAUUGAGCAACUGCAGGUGUCGAUGAACGAACUACGCAAGAUGAAAUUUGACCUCCCCCCACCAGCAAAGCCUGAGGAGUUCCCACGGAAACCCCUGGGCCUGGAGCUCUCCCUCAACCCAGUAGCCAGGAAGGGCAAUGUGGCGGCCAAUGGCCAGAAUGGCUGUGUGGGCGAGCACCCCCUGGACAAGGAGCCCCAUCCCCACAGAAGUCCGGGGGAGCCGGGAGGAAUGACAGCAAUGGAGGUAAGGACUCCCAUCCUCCAGGACAGUGAAGCAGCUGAAGCAACGGACAUCCACCUGCAUCUUCCUGGCAAGCAGCCACUGGGAGAGGAGAGUGGGGUGGACCCCACUGGGGACGGGCAGCUGCCAUCUCUUCUGAAAGCAAGCGAGACACAGGCCCAUCAUCACCUCCUGCCCACAGCCCUGCCUCCAGAGCAGCCUCUUCUCGCUCCUGGCCAUGCCACGGUGGACCACGAGUCAGUCUGCCUUCCUGCCCCAGCCGAGCACAGCUCCUUGGACUCAUCUCUCCAAAACACGCCGAGUCCUCCCAACUCGAGCACCGCUGAGCUUUCCACUAUGGACCACACGGUAUGGCAGCCAAAUCCUGCUGCCCUGCUGGCAGGAGAACAAGCAUCUUCCCUCUGCAAAGAGAAAGCACUCAAUGCACCCCCUCAUCCUCUGCUGGGUGGCUGGCAGCGGAUCUCCAGCGCAUCGCAGCAUGACAACUCCCCAAAGAGCGAGCACGAGGAGGAGAUGGCUGAGAAGCGCUGCAGAGCAGCGCUGCCGGAGAAAAUGGACUUGAAGCGCUUGGCAUCCAAAGCUGCAUCCACAGGGGAGCUCGCCAGCCUGCAGGAGAACGGGCCAGGGAGCGCCACCGGCACCAUGCACUGGCCAGGGGGUUUGGGCAUGCUGCCCACGCACGGGCUGGCAGGCGGCAGUGUGCCCAUCUUGUCUGGUGGUGAGUCAGAGGCAGCGGGGCUGGGCAAGGGCUGCCCCUUCCAGGAGGCACCAUCCCCUGCAGUGGAGGGGAACAGCCCCUACAUCGUUGUCAAAACCACCACUCCCCUCCACCUGGCCCAUGCAACAGAGCAGGACUUCUCGAACAGAAAGCAGGUGGCAUUGCCUCUGCUGGAGACUGGACAUCCCCUGCCUGCCGCCUCCAUGCCACCACCUCUUGAGCUGGACCCAGAGGAGAGCUGUACCUGGCUGUACCCGGCUCCUGCCGUGGUGGUGGAUAGCGUCCCAGAGGGGAGGUUCAACAGCUGGUCCAGGGUAGCGAGCGGGCUCGCUGCCUUUCCAUUGGCUGAACAGGAAAAGGGCUUCUGCCUUGGGAAACCUCCUGCCUUCACUAGCAAGCUGCUGGAGGUGUGGUGGUGUCUAGUCACGGUGCCCAAGCUGAAACCCACUUUCAGCAAGUUAAGUGUCAGGGUGGAAACAGCAUAG
This is a messenger RNA of Balearica regulorum gibbericeps (East African grey crowned-crane), 1914 nucleotides long. NCBI's taxonomy places the organism in Eukaryota, Metazoa, Chordata, Aves, Gruiformes, Gruidae. The record is from RefSeq and is a predicted model, not a curated record.